GACGCGAAUGACGUUUGCUUUAGUCGGAUCGGAUUGACUAGAUUAAAUUCUAAUUCCAGAUGCAAAUGAGAGUAACAAUGAAGUAUUCUCCCAACUGCAAAUGAACAGUGGAUUAAUAUAUAAUAUUAUUAUUAUAUUAUUUUGUUGGUAUAGAAGAUUGUAGCUGCAAUAAUGAAGAGUGCAUUGCCGAAAGAAAAAUCAGGCAAGAUGAGGAUCAGAGCUUUCCCUAUGUCUAUGGACGAAAAAUAUGUAGAGAGUAUAUGGAGUUUACUGAAAAAUGCAAUACAGGAAAUACAAAAGAAAAACAACUCUGGUCUUUCGUUUGAAGAACUAUAUCGCAAUGCUUACACUAUGGUACUCCACAAGCAUGGCGAGAGAUUAUAUACCGGUUUAAAGGAAGUGGUCACUCAUCAUUUGGAAACAAAGGUCAGAGAAGAUGUUCUCCACUCUUUACACAAUGGUUUCCUGCAAACUCUCAACAAUGCUUGGACUGAUCACCAAACUAGCAUGGUUAUGAUACGUGACAUACUUAUGUAUAUGGACAGGGUAUAUGUGCAGCAGAAUGAAGUUGAUAAUGUUUACAAUCUUGGACUCAUAAUCUUUAGAGAUCAGGUGGUUCGUUACGGAUGCAUUCGCGAUCACCUGCGCCAGACGUUGCUGGAACUAGUGGCACGUGAACGCCGCGGUGAGGUGGUAGACCGGUUAGCUAUACGGAACGCCUGCCAGAUGCUCAUGGUGCUUGGCAUCAACUCACGCUCAGUAUAUGAAGAGGACUUCGAAAAACCCUUCUUACAUCAGUCUGCUGAAUUUUAUAGAAUGGAAUCUCAAAAGUUCUUAGCAGAGAACAGCGCAGCGGUUUAUAUAGCUCGCGUGGAAGCUCGAAUCGGUGAAGAGGCGGAACGUGCACGCCACUAUCUGGAUGAAACCACCGAGCCGCGUGUAGUCGCCGUACUAGAACACGAACUCAUCGAGAGACACAUGAAAACUAUUGUCGAGAUGGAGAACUCUGGCGUAGUCCACAUGCUAAUGCACACUCGUACCGCCGAGUUGGCGUGCGUGUAUAAGCUGUUGUCUCGCGUGCCCGAAGGUCUACGCACUGUGGCCGACGCCGUGUCCGCGCACCUGAGGGAACAGGGCCGGGCUCUAGUCACGGAUACACAUCAUAAUACUAACGCCAUCGCCUUCGUGCAGAAUCUCCUAGACUUAAAAGACAGAUUUGAUCAUUUCCUACAAAACUCAUUUAAUAAUGAUAAGAUUUUCAAACAUAUGAUCGCGUCCGAUUUUGAAUAUUUCCUCAAUCUGAACAACAAAUCUCCAGAAUUCUUGUCGUUGUUCAUUGAUGGGAAACUGAAGAAAGGUGAAAAGGGUAUGAGUGAGCAAGAAAUAGAAGCAGUGCUCGACAAGACAAUGGUUCUAUUCCGUUUCCUGCAAGAGAAGGACGUGUUCGAACGUUAUUACAAGCAGCACCUCGCCAAGCGGCUGCUUCUCAACAAGUCCGUGUCAGACGACAGCGAGAAGAAUAUGAUCUCCAAACUGAAGACUGAAUGCGGUUGUCAGUUCACAUCAAAACUGGAAGGCAUGUUCAAGGACAUGACUGUCUCCAAUACAAUCAUGGAGGAGUUCAAGGAGCAUGUGCUGUCAUCCGGGACCAAUCUUCACGGUGUGGAUCUGUCGGUUCGUGUGCUGACUACGGGCUUCUGGCCAACGCAGAGUGCUACGCCCAAGUGCAAUAUACCCACCGCGCCCAGGAGUGCCUUUGAGGUGUUUAGAAGUUUCUACCUGGCGAAGCACUCUGGCCGCCAGUUGUCGCUGCAGCCGCAGCUGGGCAGCGCGGACCUUCACGCGACGUUCCGGUCGGCGGCCCCCUCCCCGCCCCACUCGCCCCCCGCGCCCGCCCCCGCGGCCCCCCUCGCGCCGUCGUCGGCGCCCCUCGCGCCCCCCUCGGCGGCCUCAGUGCGCAGGCAUAUCAUACAAGUGUCCACCUUCCAGAUGUGUGUGCUGCUGCUGUUCAAUAAACGCGAGCGGCUCACGUACGAGGAAAUACUGAAUGAGACUGAUAUACCGGAGAAGGACUUGAUCCGUGCUCUGCAAUCACUCGCAAUGGGUAAAGCGACACAGCGAGUGCUCAUCAAGCAUCCCAAGAACAAAGAGAUCGAGCCAUCACACCAGUUUUAUGUUAAUGAUGCCUUCACUUCCAAGUUACACAGAGUAAAAAUCCAAACGGUAGCAGCUAAAGGCGAAUCGGAACCUGAACGAAGGGAGACACGUAACAAAGUCGACGAAGACCGCAAACAUGAAAUCGAAGCCGCCAUAGUACGCAUCAUGAAGGCGCGCAAGAAGAUGCAGCACACACUUCUCGUGACGGAGGUGACAGAGCAACUGCGCGCCCGUUUCCUCCCAUCCCCUGUGGUGAUAAAGAAGCGUAUCGAAGGUCUGAUCGAACGCGAGUAUCUCGCCCGCACGCCUGACGACCGCAAAGUGUACACAUACGUUGCAUAGGCCAACGAAACUCGAGAAGGGCGGAUGCCAAGUUAGAAGUGAUAGAAGUAACAGUAACAAAAGUAUUUAAAUUAUUUCAAUAAAUAAAAAUUAUUAGUUAUUACUAA
Messenger RNA from Diatraea saccharalis (sugarcane borer), 2606 nucleotides. The record is from the annotation of a GenBank genome assembly. Lineage: Eukaryota; Metazoa; Arthropoda; Insecta; Lepidoptera; Crambidae.